Diabrotica balteata is the source of this 1974-nucleotide messenger RNA. The record is from the annotation of a GenBank genome assembly. Lineage: Eukaryota; Metazoa; Arthropoda; Insecta; Coleoptera; Chrysomelidae.
AUGUAUGGCAGAGAUCAACAAUUAGUGCAAUUGUUAGUACAAGAACCGCCAGUGCCACCUCAAAACGUAGAAGCAGCAAUGAUUAGUAGUAGAUCCGUUAAUCUUAAAUGGCAACAUAAAUCUGGCGACACGCACGAGGUCUUCAAGUUUAUUAUUGAAUAUCGGGAGAUGGAUCGAUCUUGGCAUCAAAUCGAGUUAUCAGAUUCGCCGCUACCGUUCACAGCUCUUAUCGAAGAUCUGAAACCGGCUACAAAAUACACGUUUCAUGUUAUCGCAGAAGGUCCAGCAGGUAAGAGUUCUCCUAGCGAAGAUCUUCUUUUAAGAACGGAACCCCAACGUCCUGCCGGUCCGCCUCUGAAUCCCGCUACAAGGCCUAUUUCUUCGUCAGAAAUAUUGGUGACGUGGUCACCACCAUUGCCUGAAUUAAGGCAUGGAGAUAUACAGGGUUUUAAUAUAGGCUAUCGCACUGCCACUAUGGGUAGUUAUAAUUUUACUUCUGUUAAUGGAGACGGCGAAGAUGGUGGCGAAAUCUUACUUGGUGGACUAAACAAAUAUACUAGAUAUACAAUUGUUGUUCAAGCAUUUAACGAAGUAGGAGCUGGGCCACUAUCGGAGCCUGUAACAGCCCAAACUAUGGAAGAUGUACCUGGACCACCUGCAGACUUAAAGGUGGUAGUUAGUUCUCCCCAAUCGCUUAAAGUUUCUUGGCUGAAGCCUGUGGAACCCAACGGAGUACUAACCAAAUACAAUCUAUACCGAAGGAGCAUGGAUGGUCGCACCGAAGUGGAUAAUGCAAGACAAACAAUUUCUAGUCAAAAUACAAUAUUUGAAGUGAAGAGUGUUCAAUCUCACAUUGAAUAUCAGUUUUGGGUCACUGCUUCGACUAGAAUAGGAGAAGGACAAAGUUCGAAGGUUGUUUCUCAGGUUGCAACACCUCGAGCCAAUCAUAACAUUCAGCUAAUGGAUACAGGAGAAUUAAUUCUGUCAAAAUUGCAAAUAGGAGAUGUUGGAAAUUACACUUGUCAUGUAGAUAAUGGUCAGGGAACGGACAGAAUUAUAUAUCAUUUAAUAGUACAGAUUCCUCCUAUUGCCCCAUUACUGUACGUGACUAGUGCAACUAGUAGUAGUGUUCUACUUCACUGGAAAGCUGGAAACAACGGUGGUGCUUCAAUAAGUGGUUUUACACUUAAUUAUAAGAAGGAACACGGCGAUAUUGAGGAAGUUCAUUUAUCAAGACAUGCAACGAGUUAUGAAUUGAAAGGUCUUUCCUGUGGAACGACCUACCACCUCUACUUGAUUGCUCACAACAAAAUCGGAAGCUCGCCGGCCAGCCAUCCGCUCCAGGCCAGAACGCAAGGCCAUCCACCCGGAGUUCCUUCCUUAACUUCUUUCAUUUCUCCGAAUUCCACUUCAGUUAUUUUACGCCUUCACGUCUGGCCUGACAACGGUUGCCCCAUUUUAUAUUUUAUACUACAGUAUAAGAAAGCGACUGAUACGCAGUGGACCUUAGUGUCUAAUGCAUUAAAACCACAACGAAGAACGUCUAUUACUGGUUUAACUCCUGCUACACAAUAUGUAGUCAAAUUAGAAGCUCAUAAUGUUGCAGGAUUUUCGACUGAAGAAUUUAAUUUUAUGACGCUUACUAAAGAGGGAGGUCACAACGAUGCAGCCAAGGAACAAUUGGAUAACCAACAAAAUGCCGAAGCUCAAAGAGAGAGAUAUUAUGCCACUAUUCAUAAGGUUUCUUUGCAAGCCGGAGAAAAAAUUCCAGAGACUUCAGAAGACAUAUCACCGUACGCAACAUUUCAAUUAUCAGAACCUAGUACUUUACCACAAAAUACGAUGCUUCAUAGUUUCAUGUACCACGAGCAUCCAAUGACUGAAGGUUGUGCGUCUCCGCCGCCAGCCACCUCAUCUGUUCAACGAAACUCGCCAUAUUACAAUAUCGCAAGUAUCAAAGUACUUAUCUACUGA